CCUUAAGCGAAUUGGCGCAAUUUAAACAAAAAUAAGCAAAAUAUUACAGUUGCAUUCGCGGGAGGGACGCCAAAAGAUAAACCCGAAGAGGUCUGAGUGCCAGGAAGACAAAACAUCCGCCCACGCCAAGAUUGUUACCUCUGCAGCGAAGAUAAAGCAAAGCAUUCAAGUGCAGCCAGCAUCGCAAUGACGACCCCGCUGCAGACGCGAAUGGCGUUGGCCGAGAUCCCUGAUCGUCUGGAGGCGCUGCGCAUGGCCAACACUCCGACUAACGCCAAUCGCCGGACUCCGGAUGAACCGACUCCGGCGGCCAUAAUCAACACACCAAACGCCAACGGUGGAUUGGGCCUGCGGGUGGAUAAUGAUGUUAACGUGGUGCAGGCACAGGAAUUCGUCUUUUCACCGCUUCCAUCACCGGAUGAGUUAGUCAUCCGACAACGUGGUCGCCGACGUUUCACCACCACUUUUUCUCCUGAUAAAGUAAAUGGAGGAGCAGGAAGUGCCUCUGGUGGUUCCUCUAUGCGUAGCCCCUUUCAGCGCACGCCCACCAAAAAUCUGCAAAUGACCAGCGGCAUGAUCCUGCGUAGCUCUCCACGGAAGCGGCUAACCAUGGGCAGCACCCCACCGGAGCCCACGCCCAUGGACACCUAUUCGCCCAUUAAGAUGGUCACCACCAAGCAACUCUGGCCCGGUACACCAAUAGUAAAGAAGCUAAAAAUGGAAGAUCGUCCCGUGGGGCAGACGAAUACCGAAGCAUCGCUACCUUCCCUGUUGCAGGGUCUAUCUCAGGAACAGCUAAUCGAGUUGGUUAUGAACAACAUAAAGAGUGCGAGUGAUGAGGGGGAUAUUCGAAGGCAGCUGCCCACGCCUGAUAUUAGUUUUCUGGAGCAGGAGCUGCACCAUGCUAAGCGGCUCAUAUUCAAAUCUCUUCCCACCUCUCGACUAUGCAAGAAGACAGAUGCGGCUGCCUACUCAAAAGCGUCGAUGCAUCUUGCCGAAUUUAAAAGAGUUCUGCAAUCUCAGGCCAAACGCCUGCACGACUCCACUCAUUGGGACGCCCUGGUAGACUACGUCUCCAUGGCCUGGCAAUGUGUGGCCAGUACGCCCAACUGGGAGAGCCAUGCACACAACGCGGUGCGGCGGCAGUGUUUCAAACUUUUGGCUUGCUCCUGCUAUGCGGCCAUCAAACACGGAGGAAUGCGCUUGGGGCAGAUGAGACUUGAGUCCCUGGAACGUAAUUUGCGUGAAUGGUCCAAGGACUACGAGGACGUGCUGUCUUGUGUGAAUGCCUUGCAGCGUACGCUUAACAGCCGUACCAGCUUAUAAAAAUCGUGGAGACUAUAGACUUUUAAGGCCGACUUGCUGAACUCGAGGUUUAGUGGACCGAAACUAGUUAUUAAGGCGAAAUUUAGCAAAUAAGCAAACGAUAUUUAGCGCGGCACGUGUUAUAAACUAUUUUUAAUUUUGUUCAUUAAUAUGUUGUCCUAUUUAAAAUGCACGCAAGCAGUUACAGCUUCUUUAUUUAGUGAUCUAAGCCAUACGCUAACUAAAGUCGGUUAGCUUUAUAAACUUGUAUUUAUUAACGCUUAAAUAUAUGCUUAGCAAGUAGGUUUGAUUACCAUUGGA
This is a messenger RNA of Drosophila eugracilis, 1626 nucleotides long. RefSeq lists its product as uncharacterized. The record is from RefSeq and is a predicted model, not a curated record. Gene Ontology annotation, cellular component: nucleus. The transcript is spliced from 3 exons. The coding region runs from base 187 to 1326 and encodes 379 amino acids. Lineage: Eukaryota; Metazoa; Arthropoda; Insecta; Diptera; Drosophilidae. Gene Ontology annotation, biological process: proteasome localization; nuclear protein quality control by the ubiquitin-proteasome system.